GGUUGCCAACCGCCGUUAAACACAAAGAAGAAGAAGAAGAAGGCUCCUUCCGCGAUGCGUUCAUCCCGCCGCCAUAUUGCAGCGGGGUUCUUCGGGUCAGCCCAAAACAACAGAAGAUGCCAGACUUUUGUGCCGCUCUCGGGUGCUCUAAUCAAAGGAACGCCAACACCAAGCAGCGGGGAAUAACGUUUCACAGGUUCCCGAAGGACAAAGUUAAAAGGCAGUUAUGGAAAAGGGCCCUGAAGAGAAGAGACUUUGAGCCAAACGACCGCUCGGUUGUCUGCAGCUGUCAUUUCAAAGCAGAAGACUUUGACAGGACUGGACAGACGACUCGUAUAAGAGAAGGAGUGAUCCCAUCCGUUUUUUUAUUUACAAGACAUCUCGGCAAGGAACAUACUGCAACCAGGACAAGCAGGACCUCCCAGAAAGCUGCAGAAGAACCCCCACAGGUGCAGGCUGUGGAGCAAACAUCUGAUCAUCAGUAUGCUCUAGACCCAGUGCAAGUAAAAAAGCGGUUAAACGAGGCCCGGGAGAAGCUGGAAGAAUUGCGUCGGGACUUGAGAAAUGCUAAGGAUCGGGAAAGAAGGCACAAAAAGACAGUAAAAAGCUUGCUGGAGGAUUUGAAACACAAACACAUGCUCUCAGAAGAACUGCAGCAAAGACUGGAUGAUAUUCUGCUUGGCUAAACUGUGGCCUCUUUGUCUCUCUGCCUGCGAUGUCCCUAAAAAACAAAAAAACGUUGCUCAGAUUUGAUAUUAAAGUUCUUAAAAAAUAGUGUUUCCAUGACAACAUAUGGGUUAUAUUAGUGUGAUCCUUGUAAAUGUUCAAAAUAAAAUCUAUAACACUUUUUAAAAAACAGUGAUAGACGUUUAUCAAACAUAACAUUCAUACUGGAAGCAAAGGAACCUCACUCAUGUUUCAUUAAGUCCUCGUCAGCAAGCAGCAGACCAGAGCAUCACCUGAGAGCAGACCGAUGUUAACCGCCACUCAGGAAGCGCUUCCUCAAAGACCGCUUUGCUCAGUGUUAAGAAGCAUCCUUCCAGAAGACUUCAGUUGAGCUGCUUUCACUGACAAACGUAGCAGCACAGGUCGCUGUGUGCUGCUGUUCCAGGUUUUAGAGCAAUUUAAUGGAAUAAUCUGACAAAUAAUCUGACCUGCUGUUGUGGUUUCAAGGCCUGAUAUUGCACAUAAUCUAAGGCUACGUUCACACUGCAGGCAAAAACGCAUCAAAUCUGACUUUUUUGACCCUAUGCGACCC
This is a messenger RNA of Neolamprologus brichardi, 1258 nucleotides long. RefSeq names its product THAP domain-containing protein 6-like. The record is from RefSeq and is a predicted model, not a curated record. Lineage: Eukaryota; Metazoa; Chordata; Actinopteri; Cichliformes; Cichlidae.